Microbotryum saponariae is the source of this 2019-nucleotide messenger RNA. Lineage: Eukaryota; Fungi; Basidiomycota; Microbotryomycetes; Microbotryales; Microbotryaceae. The record is from the annotation of a GenBank genome assembly.
AUGUACGAGAUGGACAUGCGACAACAACCUGUGCAGGCUCGGAUGGCAGGCGCAGGUUCGAGGGCCGAUCGCAGGCCACUGGAUCCACCGCCGAUCAUUCGGCUUCGCAUACGCCAGCCCAAGGCCGAUCGUCGCAGUCGGGAGCGCGCUAGCGCCGCAACCUCCGCCGCAGCCACGACGCCGACAGGAGCGCUCGUCUCAGCCAACGACCCCUGGGCCGCUAGACCGAGGGAAUUCAAUCUUCACAGGCCAGGCAAGGGUUUGAAUAGAAAUGGUGGCGAUGACGUCGACCUCGCCACUGACGGGGACGACGAAGCGGUCACGUACACGUCGCCGUCGAUGACCCACACGCUGUUCUGUUUCGCCUCGCUCGUCGGCGCUGACCACGAUAAGGAGCUGUACCAGCUUUCGGGGUCAAGGAGUAUGCACGUCACCGGUUCGGUCGUCUCGUCCCUGUUUCACCUCAAGGACCAGAGCUGUUUCGUCUUUCCCGAUCUGAGCGUGCGGACAGAGGGCAAGUUUCGGUUCAAGAUGAGCUUGUUCGAGAUCAUGGAGUAAGUGAAUGGGUGGAGCGAGCUCGUUUGGAGCCACUUGAUUGAACUGACUGGGCUUUGAAAACGGCUGCAAUCGACAGAGAUGGGGUUAGGUAUUGCACGUCCAUCUUUACGGAUCCAUUCCAAGUUUAUUCGAGCAAGCGGUUCCCCGGCAUGACGAGUGAGUGAAAAUUUUUGUCUCUGCAAACGAGGGUACCCGGAAUCGAGACUUGUGUGUUGGACCGGCUCUGACAUUCAUGAACAUGACCACUUUCUUCUUGCAGAAUCUACCGAGCUAUCGAAAGCAUUUGCAGAACAAGGGCUGCGCCUAAGAAUCCGUCGCCCAGGGGCUAGCGAGCGUGACGAAGAUAAUGACGCCGAGGAUGGGGACGCCGAAAAGAACGGGAGGCUGCACAGCCACAGGCAGUCCUACGCGCAGUACUCGUCUCAAAACGGGCAGUUCGGUCAGCGCUCUGGCGGUUAUCGACACUCUCUGCCCCAUUCAACGCCUUCGCGCAUCACCCCGAGUCCCAUCAACGAAGCAAGGCGGAGGCACUCAUCCCACAACUCUUGGCCCUACCCUGACGACCCCAGCCCCCGGUACGACAGCCAUAGCGUCCCUUACCACAGUCGACCCACCAGCACUGCCGUUCCUUAUGUCUUCCAUCGUACGACGCCUCAUCAGAGUAACACCCCAUCGCCUUCUUCGGGGUCGGCACGCGGCCACUCUCCGUUCGCCCACCAUCCGGGGGCUCCAACCUCUGAACACGCAUAUGCAUCGCAUCGAGCCGCUCUACCUCCGAAUUCCUUCCCUUCCGCUCAUGUCCAAGAUGCCACUGGCUACCCAGCUCACUAUCUCAGCCCUCCUCACUUAUUUGGCCGAACGGGACCGGCACCGACAACAGCGUAUGCACCCAAUCCGAACGAAAGGUUUGGCCCUCGCCCGCUGCAACAGCCGCAGCCACCUCAUCUUUCGUCGCAACCGCCGCACAAGCAGCCGCAUCAACAGCAAGGCUACCUAACACUUGCACCCGCCUUGCCUUACGAUCGUGCGGAUCGGAUACUUGUGUCCCCCCCUCUGGCAUCGGUCACGUUGCCGCCCCUGCGCGGGCAUCGCGCCAUGAUGCAGAUUCGCGAGUUAUCUGGUACUGGCCCCUCGUCGUCGCUACCUCCGUUGUCAGGCAGGCAUGCAUCGUGGUCGAAUGCACCGUCCAAGACCGCCCGUGACUCGCCUCUGAACGGUGACCUGCGGUCCCCCAAGGCGCGCAAGAUCGAGGGCCAUUCUGCCGGCGGGGGCGGAGAGCCGCUUCGCCCGACCGAAGCGGAACGUCGAGAUUCCGGACAUGAACAGAUGCAAGAGGAUCAGGCCCGGACCGACCCUCCUGAGCUUGCCCCGAUCAAGUCAAACAACCAUCUGUCGAGACUAUUGGGCUCCACUGCAAAAGAUGCUAAAGCCGUCGAUUCCGAUGAACCUCUUUUCGUUUGA